This is a messenger RNA of Biomphalaria glabrata, 965 nucleotides long. Its product is annotated as thioredoxin domain-containing protein 12-like. Gene Ontology annotation, cellular component: endoplasmic reticulum. The transcript has 9 exons. The record is from RefSeq and is a predicted model, not a curated record. The coding region runs from base 172 to 708 and encodes 178 amino acids. Lineage: Eukaryota; Metazoa; Mollusca; Gastropoda; Planorbidae.
CUUUGAUUGAGUUUGGGGGGGGGAGGGGGGUAGGAAUUUUUAACUUGACACGAGAUCAAGAUUUUUAUGCUAGAUUGGCUAGAGUGUAGAAAUGCAUUUGACUCUAAUUGGAGUGACACUAUUAAGUGAUCUAAAAUAAUCUACCAAACUAGGAAAUAGCCUGUAUAGAAUAUGGUGCCAAUAGGCCAACAUCAAUCUAGUCAAUUUAGAGUACUUUUUAUAAGAACCUGCAUUAUGGCACCAUUUUUCAUGUUUGCAGCUUCAACUGUCUUUGGCACUGUAGCAGCCGCUGCUGAAAGCUGGGGAAAGAAUAUUAAAUGGGUGACUAUGAAAGAAGCUCAAAAGCUUGCCAAGGAGCAAAAUAAACCAACAAUGAUUCUUGUCACCAAGACUUGGUGCAGAGCAUGUAAAGCUCUGAGACCAAAAUUUGCUAGCCAUCCAGAAAUUGAAAAAAUGAGCUCCGAAUUCAUUAUGGUUAAUAUGGAGGAUGAAGAUGAGGUAAAAAAUCCAGACCUACAGCCAGAUGGAACCUACUUUCCUAGGAUUCUUUUCUUGGACUCUGAAGGAAAUGUGCUGACUGAUGUAUAUAAUAAAGAGGGUAGCAGUCAGUACAGAUAUUAUUAUAGUGAUACUAAACCUAUUGUUGACAGCAUGAAUGAAGUCUUGAGAGCUGCUGGCCAGAAGGUAAUUAAAGGCAAAGAGUUGUAACUAACCCUGGAAUGUGUUACUGACACUAGAAUGUGAACACAAAUGUAUAACAAACUUUUGGUCCUUUUUUGUCCAAUAUUUAGUAGAUGUUGUCUCAGUUGACAACCAAAUCAUCUAUCAUAACAUGUGUUGUAAUAGUUACAACUUUUAUAUCUUUUUCAUGUAUUGAUAUGCAUCUUUUUAUAACUUAUAAAUAAUUGUUCUUCACAUUACUUAUGAUGAGCAUAGAAUAAAAUAAAAAGAUCUUAUAUUCAGAA